This is a messenger RNA of Phragmites australis (common reed), 2213 nucleotides long. RefSeq names its product uclacyanin-3-like. The record is from RefSeq and is a predicted model, not a curated record. The transcript has 2 exons. The coding region runs from base 945 to 2066 and encodes 373 amino acids. NCBI's taxonomy places the organism in Eukaryota, Viridiplantae, Streptophyta, Magnoliopsida, Poales, Poaceae. Gene Ontology annotation, molecular function: electron transfer activity. Gene Ontology annotation, cellular component: plasma membrane.
GGUUGCACCUUAACUAUCGUACGCAUAAGCCAGAAUCAGAUUGCAUUGCUGCCAAACGAUCAGUCACAGUUCAGCAAGAAGUGGAUAUUCAAGUAUAUCUUGCAGUUGAUAAAAAUAUUUCUAUUGUGAUGAACAACAAUAGAAUAAUUUACAUCCGAUAGAACAGAAUGGAGAACGCGAUUGACGAUAUACACAUGGUCGACAAAGAGGACCUUCACAAUAGCAAAGAAGACGAAGUUCAUCAGGCAAAAGUCGAUGCUAACCAUCUGCGUCAUCGAAGCUGUCUUAAAGACAACCCCAUACUACCACCUCAUGAUUCUCGUGAAUUGCUCAAUUAAAGAUAUACGAUGGAAACAAGCUUAUACCAUCAGUUAUACAGAUCGAAGCAAUGAAAACCUAACAAACUCUAACUAAACCACGAAGGGAACCAUAUGAUACUCACCUCGGCGCAGUGAAAGAGAUUUGACCCUUGCCAAGAUCUCGCUUCUCCGACGAUGAUGGCUACUAAUGAUUUUUCUCAGUGCAUUGAAAUACCUGUAUAUGGUGAGUGAGAAAGAAGAACACUACUCAUCCCUCUAUAUUGAGGGGAGACGAGAGGUUGUUUGUGUGAAAAGCCAAAAGAUACUGAGAAGACAAGCGAGUUAUGUGUGGGAAGCCAAGAUCCAAGGUAGACGAGCGGUUAAAUUUAAAAACCUUUGUGGGUAUUUAAAUACAUACGGAUGUUUAUAAAAUCCGUCUAUGACAAUAUCACGGGAAUUUUUUAAAAGUCAUCUGUGUCUGUAUGAUAAAAGCAGAUGAAUUUAUAAAAACCGUUUAUGAGUUUAUUCGCAUCCAGACGUAUGUCUUGUUAUAGACACAUCUGUUUUAACAACCGUCUAAUAAUAUUUUAUCUAUAACUAAUUAAAAAAUUAUCAGUGAUAUACCAUCGGCUUUCAAUAAUUCCGAUGCACCAAAGCAAGCGGAUCAAAAGAAAAAUACAUGCUUGCAUGGGCUGCAAUUGUUGCUUCCAUAAAAAGAAAAGGAUAUCCAAAUCACCAGCAAAGCCCACUCACUCAUGGCAGCAGAGCAGAGACCUAACAAACAAACAGCCUCAUGAUCAAGACUUGAAUUCACGGCCAGCUUUUGAGUUUGCUUUACUCAAGGAACAAGAGCAAAAACAGCACAAGAACUUGCCAUCACCAAGAGGGAAGGGGCAAGAGAGACGAGAAUACAGUAUACCACAGGGGCAAAAUGGUCAUACAGAAAAUGAGCAAGGCACUAUAAAUAAUGCUCCUCGGCAUGGCAUUGUGCAAGCAAAGCAAGCGCAGCUAAAUUCUUUCCGUCUCCUCUACUCUUGGCAUCUUUUCCAUUCUUUUAGUUUUGCUAGCUUCAAGAAGAUCAGAGGGUGUGAGCUCUUGGACAGGAGAGCAAGUGCAGCGAUGGCCAUGGGCGCGAGGAAUGUGUUGGUGCUGGCGCUUGGGCUCGCAAUGGCGGCGACAUCGUCGGCGGUCAUCUACAAGGCCGGCGACACCUCCGGGUGGACGAUCCUCGGCAACGUCAACUACACCGACUGGACUGCGAAGAAGACUUUCCAUGUGGGAGACACCAUAGAGUUCCAGUACCCCAAGGGCAUCCACAACGUGCUGGAGGUGAAGAAGGCCGACUACGACAGCUGCACCAACUCGUCGCCGAUCGCCACGCACACCUCUGGCGACGACAAGAUCGUCAUCAAGAGCCCCGGCCACCGCUUCUUCAUCUGUGGCGUGCCCGGCCACUGCGCCGCCGGCCAGAAGGUCGACAUCCGCGUCCUCAAGCCGCGGUCCUCUGACGCCCCUUCCACGGCGCCCACAGCAUCCGCGUCCGCGCCCGCGCCCGCGCCCGCGCUCGCCGCGGCGUCCCCCGGCGGCGGUAGCGAGCCCAGCAGCGCCUCGUCGCCACCGCCCGCCGCGACGACAGACAGCUCGCCCGACGCGACGACAACCGCUCCCGAGCCCAACGCCAAUGGCGCCGGAGCCAGCGCAGGCUACGGCCUGGUCGUCGUUGCCAUGGCGUUGGCAGCGGUCGCCUCCGUGUUGAUGCUACAGUAGACUACUACUCCCUAGCGAUCGUAUGCAUCGACAUGUGAUUAUUUUGCCGUUAUGCGCGUGGAGUGGCCAUUUUUUGUUCUUUCUCGUUGCUGAUGUGGAUUGUUCAGACAUUGUGCUUUUCCCUCGUGAUAUUAACUUCUUCUUUUU